AUGGAGUUGAAGUUUAUAUGGUUCUUUUUCGUUGCGUCGUGUUUUGUACAAGGAUUAGUAGCACAAGAAAACGACGUAACAGAAAUUCCAUCUGAGAUUGAGGCCAGAAUUGAAGAUGUAAUUGAGGGAAGUGGUAAUGCUGGCAUCGAAGAAAAACAUGAUAGUACAAAAAUGCUGAUCAUGCCACAAAUGGAACCCAUUAUAGCACCGGUAGAUAGCGAGGAUGAAGAAGAAAUGAGGAAAAAUGAAAGCCCUACCCUGAUCGGUCAAGAUGAACAAGAAAAUAAUUCUUCAUCUGGCAGAGUAAAUUUAGAGAAUAACGAAAGUUUGUCUCAUACUAAUCCCCCAAUCAUUGAUGAAGAAAAGCAGGAAGAAAACUCAUCCCAGGAAAUACCAUGUCCAAAACCUUGUCUUUGUAGCAUUGAAGGUGAAGAAAACAACUUAGUUGUCAAUUGCGCUGGGUAUUCUUUAACGGAGUUUCCAUCACCUAUUGAUACAAGAACCACAACAUUAAAUUUAAACAAUAAUAAACUCACUGAGAUACCGAGAGAUAUUUCAUCGUUGAAAAAUUUGAAAAUUUUAAAUGCCAAUGAUAACUCAAUAAUGGAGUUAGCAGCAGGUUCAAUCAGUGAGCUACCUGAAUUAAUAACAUUGAAGCUAGCAGGCAACCGUUUAAUUGAAUAUCCUCAAGAUUUAAAAAACAGUAUUUCUUUAAAUAAAUUGGAAGAACUCGAUUUAGGAGGAAAUGAUAUACGCACGACUUUAACACCACAACUAUUUUCGUCACUUAAAUCCCUGCGCAAGGUAACUCUUCCCAGUACAUCAUCGGAUCUUGUUGAAGAUCUAUGUAGAUCUUUUAAGGCAUCUUUGGAGACUGUUUGUACAGAAACAUGUAAAAAACAGAGUUACGACUGUCCUGAUGUGACGGACCUAUUUGGCGCAGCAUUACCAGGAAUGAUAUCUUUUGAUAACAACGAAGAAGCGAGCCUUAACAAGGGCACUAAAGAAACAACUUCAAGCCCAUCAACGACACCAGACACAACCACGGUGUUAACUACCACCACAAUACCGGAAAAUAGUUCAAGCGCGACCGAGUUUUCGCUACGCGCUGCUGUUAAUGAAGCACCUAUUAGUCAUAAAACUCUUAACACUCUUGUCGAAGCACCAACGGACACGCAUGAAGAAGAGACAGAAGUGAAAAUAGGUGCGAAAACUUCGGAAAUAACAAAGGCCGGAGGUGGUGUUGACCGAAGCGUGAUAGGAAUUGUCAUUGCUAGUAUGAUUGUUGUUGUAGCCGUAAUAGCGAUUAAGAAGAAUUGGACUUCUAUCAAAAAGAGGUUUGGUUCCGCACCUCGACCAAAUGACCGUACACCUACCAUUAACGGCACAACACCUGAAGAAAUACCGUUACAGGAAAAAACCAACGAUAAAUUACCAGUUUAA
Molecule: messenger RNA, 1443 nt
Organism: Pieris macdunnoughi
Lineage: Eukaryota; Metazoa; Arthropoda; Insecta; Lepidoptera; Pieridae
Source: the annotation of a GenBank genome assembly